AUGCCAGAUGCCUUGAGUAACAUCCACAUCGAAGCGUUGUACGCGGAACUGCGCAGAAGGCAAGAUGAAUCUCCCGACAAGCCUGUCUGUGGGUCGGCGAAAAAGGGUGGCUACAACACGCCGGCGCAUGUCUUCGCGCUGUUUCUCAUCCUCUUCCUCAGCACACUGGCAUGCUCGUUCCCAGUCAUAGCGCGCCGCUUUCCCAAGCUCCCGAUACCGCAUCGGUUUCUCUUCAUAUCUCGACACUUCGGCACCGGUGUCCUCAUCGCAACAGCCUUCAUUCACCUCCUUCCCACAGCAUUCGUGUCUUUAACGGACCCAUGCCUGCCCGCCUUCUGGAAUGAACAGUAUCCGCCGAUGGCAGGGCUGAUUGCUAUGACGGCGGUGUUCCUGGUGGUCUCGAUCGAGAUGUUCUUCGCGACCCGCGGAGCAAAGCAUGAGCACAACCACGAAUGGGCACAAGUACCGGACGAGGAUGAAAUAAAGCCCCACCAUCACCUGCCCAAUGGAACAGGACGAAGCCACUACUUCCACAAGAUGAGAUAG
Cyphellophora attinorum is the source of this 546-nucleotide messenger RNA. Its product is annotated as Zinc-regulated transporter 2. The record is from RefSeq and is a predicted model, not a curated record. The coding region runs from base 1 to 546 and encodes 181 amino acids. The transcript has 2 exons. Gene Ontology annotation, molecular function: zinc ion transmembrane transporter activity. Lineage: Eukaryota; Fungi; Ascomycota; Eurotiomycetes; Chaetothyriales; Cyphellophoraceae. Gene Ontology annotation, biological process: zinc ion transmembrane transport. Gene Ontology annotation, cellular component: plasma membrane.